This is a messenger RNA of Gambusia affinis (western mosquitofish), 10377 nucleotides long. It is a transcript of the gene fli1, whose product is annotated as Fli-1 proto-oncogene, ETS transcription factor. Lineage: Eukaryota; Metazoa; Chordata; Actinopteri; Cyprinodontiformes; Poeciliidae. Gene Ontology annotation, biological process: regulation of transcription by RNA polymerase II; cell differentiation. The transcript has 9 exons. Gene Ontology annotation, molecular function: sequence-specific DNA binding; DNA-binding transcription factor activity, RNA polymerase II-specific. Bases 6302 to 7654 code for a protein of 450 amino acids. The record is from RefSeq and is a predicted model, not a curated record. Gene Ontology annotation, cellular component: nucleus.
AUGGUGUGUUCUCUGUGUUUUGGAAGUCUGAUUUUCCAAGGUUUUAGUCAGCAAAACAAGAACACCCAGAAUUCCAACUGGGAAACUCUGGGUUUGUGGAACAUCCCUAAGCUCAGAUUCCGAUAUGGCUGCCUAACAUAACGCUUAAACUUGGUGAAAUAUGAAGGCAUGAAUAGCAGUUUUAACAGUUUGUCUUAUAUUAAAUAAGUGUCACACAUAUUAGUAGAUACAUUUGUGUCAGUUUGAAUUAUCAGCAGUUGCUCCAAAAGGAACUAACAAAAUUAUUCUGGUUAUCUGACAGUCUGUGGAAAAGGAAACGGUUUUACCUGCCACCUUCAAAGGGUGGUUCUAGACAAGGGCCAACUGGGGCCCCUGUACUGAAGAGAUAAUACUAAAUCUUUUUCUCAUGGUGAAAUGCUCUAGAACAGAAACAGUAGGUAAUUGGUUCUCUUUCACUAGUUUAAUCUUUUAUCUUUACAGUUUCCCUUUAACAUUGAAUUAGAAAUGAAAGUAUCACAAGUAAUUGUGACUUGUGAUACUGGAUCACAAUUUUCAUCUGUUACAUCACGAGUCUGCAACCUGAUCUUGUAGACUCCUGAAGUGUCUCUUUGGCUCACUUUAUAUAUAUUUAUAUAUUAAAUGACAUAUUGACCUGUUUAUUUUUAUUUUAUUUUAUUGUCCUUUAUUUUGUUCUGUGACCCCAUAAAAAAAAGACUGUGCCUCUGGUAAAUUUGGUUUAGAACUGCCACCAUGUUAAGGUAAACCCUUUAGUAAUAGUUUGGUAAUCUUUUAUGUCCAUCAAAAACCAGUACUUAUCUAUUGCUUAUUUUUAACAUGGAGGAUAAACUAUAUGUGGAAAGUCAUCAUAAGAAUUUAUUAAAAUUUGGACAAGUACAUUUUAAGAUUUGUUUGAAAUCUAACUAGGUUAUUUAAGCAUGUGAAGCAGUAAAAUCUGGUUAUUAUGUUCUCAAAUGAAAUGUUUGUGAAACAUCAUAGCAAUUAUAUAAAUAAAAUUCUAGCAGUUUGUUUGGUCAUUGAUGAAAAAUAAAGACUUUCAUUUCACUGCAGUGUCAAGGUGACUGACAGUAAUAAUAAUAAAGCGAUACCUGGUUACCCUGAAGUCACGAUGCUCUGUUGUUGCAGUUUUUCUUCCUUUUUGCUCAUUAAAAUGUGGUGUUACGUCUCAUUAUCCUGCCUUACGUCAUGAAUCCGCUCUCUGUCCGUCACGCUCCUGAGAGGGUAAAUAGAGCAAACAACGCACAUCUGGUUUUCAUAUGAAUCCCGCAUCUCGUCCCGCGUUCAUGGCGCAGCGGGGAUAUGAUACAUCCAACGGAUUCACACGUCUAGAAAUAGCACUGAAACGCGAAAUGUCUUUUUUUUUUAUAAAAAAAAAAAAAUUAUGUUUAAUUUGUAAAAUAAAAUCAAAUAUAUUCUGUGUAUAUAAAGUGAAAAAAUGUCUUUGAAAGCCGAGUGACUGCGUCACGUUUGACUCCUUGGACUGUAUGCUACAUUUAAAUGAGUCAUUGUACAGUGUAGGGCUAUGUUUCUAUCUUAAUAAUCAAGGUGUUUUUCCAAAGGGCGACUUCUUAUGUUUUGAAGACUUAUACCCCCCUUUUUUGAAUAAAGGCUCCUUUCAUCCAACCGCAGCGUUUGUGCCACCACUGAGAGACUUUGCGUUUCAGGAGUCGGAACAAUUCCCGAUUUGUUGUAAGAGAGCCGAAUAGCAGGGAAUGUUUAAAUAGAAAAUAUGAGCCUAAAUGACUCUUUCUGUAAGAGGCGCAGGGAAAGGAGAAAUAUAUAUUUUGUGACGCUUUGUGUUUCAGUUUGUUGUGGAAAUGCAGCCUAGAUUGUUUCCUUUUAUUCUGGCGUUUCCGAUCUGUGACUCCAGGGUUAAGCGUGUCUUCGCAAUUGUUGCUUCCCUCUCAAUCGUGCAGGGAGAUGCUGGUCAGCAUGUGGCACGCCUCAGUGUACGAAAUCAAAAAAAAAUAUUCCCCAUCUUUCGAGCGAAUCCAAAGGGCCCCGGCAUUUGGUUUUGUUUGGUUAAGGCCAGGCGAGACUGGAACUCUCCAAUAAAAAUAAAUCUCAAAUUAAUUAUGGCCUAGAGCGAGGGGCCAGACAGUUCGUGCUUCUAUGUGCUGCAGACUCCAGUUUUUUUUCUUCUUCUUCUUCUUUUUUGCCUUCAGUAUUUUGACUCGGGUAAAUGCCUUUUAGCCUGAGAGCAGGAAUGAUCUGAAUACAAGUCUGCAGUUUAAUAAACAGGAGCAAUGCCUGGCUUACAUGGACUGAGGAUUCUUCGACUUCGGAAUUGCGGUUAUUUUUCUUGAAUACUACCUAUGUAUUUUACCAUGUUAAAAAUGUCUAAAGGUGGUUAUAAAAAUGUCAAAACAAAAUGGGGCUAUAUAAAACAAAGGGAUUUUAAAAAAAGCAACAGGAGCCGGUUAAUGUUGUGAGAUACAACAUCAUGUCAGUUUUCCAUACCUUUCAGCUCUUACCACAUAUUUAUUUAAGUUGAAGAAGAAAAGAUGGGCUCACAACAAUUGAAAGGCUGCUGCACAUACAAACUCACCAAAGUGUCCGCCCACCUCUGGCUUGCAGCCUCCGUGCUGAGACAGAGGAGCUACUGGCUGGUGGUGUAAGAAGAAAUGUCUGGCUGUCUAGUUCCAGCGUCAAAGCCAGAUGUUCUGUGGUUCACUGUGUAAACCAACUCGCAUCUGUUUAUUGGCCUUCUAAAAUGUUUGUUACCGCUUUAUUCAUUAUGAUCUUGGGAGUUCUCGCUCCCUCAUGUCGUUUUGAUAAGAUUUAUGACUGGAAUGAUGGAUUUUCUUGUAAAAUAAAGGAAGUUUGCUUUUAAAACAAUUAUUUACAGGUUGGUAAGAUUUGGUUUGACAAGAAAAGACAAUGUUUUGGGAGGUGAAACAAGAUGAUUUGUGUUAUUCAAACCCACUUAAAGUUGGCAUGAAGAGUGUAAGUGAGAGUAAAUUUGGCUUUUUAUAAUUAAGGUAUAUUUACAAAAAAUGAAACUGUUAAAUUUGUAGAGGCUUUAAAUUAUAAGCAUGCAAUGCAGUUCCAAAGUUGUUGGGCACCCCAAGCAAAAUUUCCUUUAGGAGCCACAAUUGAAAUUCAUAAAACGGAAGUUGGCUUUAGGUUUUUAAUAGCUAUAAGCCAUAUUCAUCAAAAUUAACAGAAGUAAACAAUUUAACAUAACACUAUGUGUCUAAUGUAUCUGUAUAGCUAUGUGUUUCAGAUUUUAAGUAGAUUUUUGAUAUUAUUAUAUUUCAUUUAUAAGCACCAUAUGAGCACAAUUGGUGCUUUUCUCAACUUGCCAUCCUUUUAAGCCCAAAGACCUGCAGGGGGGCUUUUAGCUGUUGCAAAGUUUGCUUAUAGCUCAGUUUGACCCUGUUGGCAUGGACUGGCAUAAGAUUCCUACAUGUAGGAUUAAGUAAACAAUUAUGGUAUCAUUGUAUUUACAGACAUUUAAAAUAAAAAUCCAUAACAUGAUUUCAUUGUUUUUAAUUAAAAAUCAAUCAAUUAAUUAAAAGUGAAAGACAAAAAAGUUUUUUUUUAUUGCUAAGAUGAAUAGCAUGUUGAAUUACACAGUAAUAUGGAAUUUUCUUAAGCAAAACUAUAGAAUCUACUCUAGUAAAAUACUGUUGCUUGUUAUUUGCCAAAUUCUUUAUAAAGUGACUCAAGCAAAGUCAGUUUGAUGUAUGAGCAAACAUUGUGAAUGCUUGGAAGCCCCUGUUUGUUUAAGAGUCAAAAAAAUGGAUUGGAAUUCGCAUGCAAUGGGUUAACGAAUUCACCACCAUAUUAUAAAUGAUUGAAAACUUUAAAUAGUUAAAUAUUAUUGCUGCUUUAGUCUGAAUUAGGGUCACAUCUUCAUGGUAAUAGUUUGAUGUGUGUUUUCCUUAUUUUAAUUGAACUUCAUUUAGCUUUGCUUCUUCUUAAUAAUUUCACUCAGUCAAAAGGCUAAGCUGAAGGUGGGCAUAAAAUUGUAUUUAGCAGUUGGCCUCAGUUGACCUUGGGCCAGCCCUGCACACCAAUCAAAUCCUUCGAUCAAGCUGAUAUUAGGUAGUUAGUUAUUCAGGCUAUCUAUGAGAGGGAGGCAGUUGGGGCUAGGUAAUUUUGCAUGUUUGUUACAGCUAUGGAAAAACUUCUAUUGCUUCAAGACUUUCUCUGACACCUCAAAGAAAUCACUUUUAGGCAAAAUCUGAGUAUUUCUCUUAAACUUCACCAUAUCUUAAUACCAGUAUUUGGUUGUAGUUAGAUAGAUAGAUAGAUAGAUAGAUAGAUAGAUAGAUAGAUAGAUAGAUAGAUAGAUAGAUAGAUAGAUAGAUAGAUAGAUAGAUAGAUAGAUAGAUAGAUAGAUAGAUAGAUAGAUAGAUAGAUAGAUAGAUAGAUAGAUAGAUAGAUAGAUAGAUAGAUAGAUAGAUAGAUAGAUAGAUAGAUAGAUAGAUAGAUAGAUAGAUAGAUAGAUAGAUAGAUAGAUAGAUAGAUAGAUAGAUAGAUAGAUAGAUAGAUAGAUAGAUAGAUUGAUUUAUCUUUACACAGGUAGUCUCUCUAUGUCAAGAUGAUGCAAAAAAAAAAAAAAAAAAAAAACCACCACAGUUUGGAAUGUAAAGAAAAACAACAAAAACAAACAAAAAAAAAAAGCAAGAGAGUCACUAAAGAGUUAAACAAGGUGUCUCCCUUAAUUACUCGAGUCAGAGCUGGCCUCAGGCAGGAGAAGCCUUGACCCUUAGCAGGAUCCAGAUGUGGUGGUCCCAAGGGUGGGGGCCCAUGCCGCCUCGCCAGACCCCCAAGUGGAGUGCAGACAGGCCGGCCCUGCUGUCAGGGGCAGGCUCCAUUUGAGUCUGAGGGGCCGCUUCCCCACAGGCAUACUGCAAAAAAGUAUUCAUUAUUCUUAUCACUGGCUAAAUCACAAUGCGUUAUUAAACAUAGGAGACGAUGUGUGCUCACGCUUGUCCAACGAAAAACUCUGUUUCCCCUUCUGUAAUUGGACGUUGAUUUACGAAAAUAUAACAAUCUCAUUCCUUAAACUCUGUUGACAUGGUUUUUAAUUAAUUUGAUUAAAAUGCAGAUCUUAAACUCGGAAAACUGACCUUUCUUUCAGUGUCUCUGAAUACGUUCAGAAUCUGGACACGUUCAGAAUCUGGACACGUUCAGAAUCCUUCUCCCUCUUUAGAAUAUGCAUUAAAAUUGCGCUUGAUUUGAAGAGAACAUUUUGAAAGUGCAGACAAGGAAGAGGGGGGUGAAGUGCCUUCGGAGGGAAGGAUUCCUGACGUGAAUGUGCACAGACAAAUGUAGGAGUAAAUAAUAAUUAAAAUAAUAAUCAAAUUGAUUAAUUAAGUUCAUUUUGGUGCGCUUCUGUCUUUCUAUGUCUUUUUCCACAGAACACACGUUGCGGAGCAACUUUUAGCUCACAUCGCGGCAAAGAGCUGACUACUUGUAUUUUAGUAAUGUCAAAAGAACACCUAACAUAUCUGAUCGCAAAAAAGACAGGGGGAAAAAAGCAACCCACAAUAAAACCCUGUCAUAUCUAUCUCCUCAGUUUUGAUUUAGAGCUCAGUUGGCAUUGAGGGAAACAUCUGUCCACUCCCAGGGAUGAAAUGCAUUACUUCCACUAUGAAAUCCAGAGUAAAAUUGUGAAUAGGCUUGAUUUACUGGGGGAUGGAAGCAUGGCCAGAUGUGUCUGAAAUGUAGGCGUGAGUCAAAAAGCGCCCUAAAACAUUAAGUUCCAUAACUUAUAUUCAUUCGUAAAAAAAAAAGAAAGAAAGAAAAAAAAAAACUUCAAAUAAAAAAAAAGAAAUAUCUGGACAAAUAAACCCUUCUUCCACAGCAGCUGUGACAUUUCCGCCAGGGAAUAAAUACAUAACGCGCAACAAUAUCCUUCAGCCGGCACAACACUGCAAUGGCCGUGUGCAACGCAGGCAGCCCAGCCAUCCUGUAAAUAUUUCCGAGCAGAAAAACAUAACAGCGGAGCGAACACUCAAUUGUUUCCCUGCUUAUCUCUCUGGGACAGUAUCCUGCCUUUUUUUUCUUUUCUCUCUCUCUCUCUUUUUUUUUUUUUUUUUUUUUUUUUUUUUGAAGGCAGGACUUUCGGUGACACACAGCUUCCUUCUCAAACCUUCUCAACAGCGGUGACUUCACUUCCCAAAUUUAGAGGAAAGAAAAAAGUCAAUCCGGUAAAGAGAGAAAAAAGUGUCUCCUUCUCUCCGCCACAUAGUACCGGGGGGGCACUGGAAUUAACUCAGGAGCGUGUCAUGUUUGGGACAUCGUCGGGGUCCGCUGAAAAUUGGGCAAAAUGGACGGAACUAUUAAGGAGGCGCUAUCAGUGGUGAGUGAAGACCAGUCCUUAUUUGAGCCUCCAUACGCUGCUGCUGCCCCUCUCCCCAAAACAGACAUGACUGCAUCUGGCACACAGGACUACAGCCAGACCCACAAAAUCAACCCUUUACCCCCACAGCAGGAGUGGAUCAACCAGCCUGUGCGGGUCAAUGUCAAGAGAGAAUAUGAGCACAUGAACGGAUCCAGGGAGUCUCCCGUGGACUGCAGUGUGGGUAAAUGUAAUAAGCUGGUCGGGGCUAAUGACACAUCUCAGAUGACCUAUGGGAGCUAUAUGGACGAGAAGAAUGCUCCUCCCCCCAACAUGACCACCAACGAGCGGAGAGUCAUUGUACCUGCAGAUCCAUCACUGUGGUCUCAGGACCAUGUGCGGCAGUGGCUGGAGUGGGCCAUCAAGGAGUAUGGGCUGAUAGAAAUUGACACAUCAAUGUUUCAAAACACAGACGGCAAAGAGCUCUGCAAGAUGAGCAAAGACGACUUCCUCAGACUUACCACCCUGUACAACGCAGAAGUGCUUCUGUCUCAUCUCAAUUACCUCAGGGAAAGUAGCUCAUCAUUAUCCUACAAUACGCCAUCUCACACCGACGCAUCACCACGUUUGGCUGCCAAAGAAGAUCCAUCAUAUGAUGCUGUACGGCGGACAGGGUGGUCUAACAACAUGCACAGUGGCAAAGGCUCACCUGUAGUUCCUCAGAAUGUGACCAAGUCCACUGAGCAGGCCAGACCUCAGCCAGAUCCUUAUCAGAUUCUGGGCCCCACCAGUAGUCGUCUCGCCAAUCCAGGCUCAGGUCAAAUCCAACUUUGGCAGUUCCUCUUGGAGCUCUUGUCCGACAGUGCCAAUGCAGGGUGCAUCACUUGGGAAGGGACCAAUGGCGAGUUUAAAAUGACAGAUCCAGAUGAAGUGGCGCGACGAUGGGGUGAGCGUAAGAGCAAGCCCAACAUGAACUAUGACAAGCUGAGCCGUGCGCUGCGCUACUACUAUGACAAAAAUAUCAUGACGAAAGUGCAUGGCAAACGCUAUGCCUACAAGUUCGACUUCCAUGGUAUUGCUCAGGCACUGCAGCCACACCCCACCGAGUCAUCAAUGUAUAAAUACCCCUCGGACCUAGCCUAUGUGCCUUCUUACCAUGCCCACCAGCAGAAGGUCAACUUUGUAUCCCCGCACCCUCCAUCUAUGCCAGUCACCUCCUCCAAUUUCUUUGGACCCACUGCUCAGUACUGGAGUUCACCCACUGCAGGCAUCUACCCAAACCCAAACGUUCCUCGCCAUCCUAACACCCAUGUGCCAUCCCAUCUUGGUAGUUACUAUUAAAACAACUCACCGAUCAAUGACCAACUUUUUAAACCUACCUUCUCCCCCUACCAAAAUUGCUGAGCUGCACUCCUUGUAAUGCCAAAGACUGAACUGAUGGAAACAAACAUCUAAAGAAAUGCUGUUCCUCAAAGAAGAAUGAGUAAAUUGAAUAUUUUUUUGUGUGUAAGAAUUUAUAAAAACUGGAUACCUUGGUCUACAAUGGAAUACUACUUAUUACAACUGUUUAUAGAUGCACAUCUAAGUUUUCUGUGCCUGUCUUUCCCAUUGUCUUGAAAAUUUCAUCUAAAAGCCAAUACUUGUCCCAAAGCCAAAGGAAAGGUGUUGAGCCUGAUUGUGUCAGCCUUUUCCCCAUGCUACCUUACCAGACAUGGGCCUACCACUUAUGGGUCUCAAUUUAUGUCCUUUUCAGUACACCUUGCUUAAAAAAUCAGCUGUAGCCGCUUAUCGACUACCUUUUGGGGUUUUUCCACUGUUUUUCUUUGCUUUUCUGUUCAUCUUCUUGUUUAUUGUUACUUGUGUGCGUGUGGGUGUGUGUGUGUGGAGGGAGGGAGGAAGAGUGUUGAGUGUGUAUGUGUGUAUGUGUGCCUCCAAUAGACACGUAAGAGAUCUUGCAAGAGGAACUUUUCUCAGCACUGAAUAAAAAUUGGCGACUGGAAUACACAGUUUACCAUGCCGCCAUUUAAUUUAUCCUCCAAAACUGGAAGGCUGGAGAAGAGUUAGAUGCCAUAGAAUGAAGCGCUGUAUGUUUCUGCUGAACCUGGGUCAACUCAGUUGCUUAAAGAAUGUUUUCAAUGUAUUUUGCAUGAAGUCGAGAGAGGUGAUAGGUAAUAAGCACAGCAGAGUUUAGUCAAUUGUGCUGCGGAAGCAAACUCAAGAUUUAAUUGCAGUAAUUUGCAGCAAUUUCCACCCUGAGUGUCUCUCUCUUGUGUUUUUUCUUUUGUUUUUUUUUUGUUUUUGUUUUUUGGUAGGUCACACACUAAGCUAAGUGCUUGACUUGUCGCUUCCUUUCAGCCAUAGUAUUUUGAGAUUUUUUCAAUGUGCUCAACCAUAUCAGUAUUAAUGUGAAUGUUUUCUGGCUUGUGAAAUACUCUUAAAAGAAAAAGCCUUGCCUAAAUCAAAAUAUGUCAGAUGUGGUUAUUUAAGAAGAAUAAUAAUGCAUGUCCAUGUAUUGUCAUGAAUCUAAAACAUGAAAGUGAUUUUAGAGUAUAUGGGUUUUUUUGGGGGGUUAUGUUGGCCUUGCUGUUUUUGAGGAUGUUGUUUAACUAUCCAAAAACCCUUGAGUCUUUAUCUACUUUUAAAAUGUGCUGAGAAACAAAGCUUUAACCCUUGCAGAGACAGGGUUAUGUUCCAACUGCUGAUCUAUAUCUUAUCGUUAUUAUCAAUUACCAGUAAACAACUAAAGUUCUGAAGAAGGUAAAACUGUUGUGUUAAAUCCUUUUUGAUGGAAAUAUUUUUCUGACAAUACAAGCUGCCAGGCUUUAUCUUCUCUCUUUUUUUUAAGGCCAGUUGUACCGGUCAGUGCGGAGAAGUGAUGGGCCGCGUGAUUUUGAUUAACAGACAUCCAUGUUGCAGUGUUUCUUUCUUUUCUCCAGGGCUGGAUCCUACCAUGAGAGCAGCAUGUUUGGUGAAAAGUCUUUCGCUGAUCUUCCAGCCCAACAAAAUGCAAAAAAAAUCUCUAGUCAGAAUUUCUUGAUUAUUAUGUAAAACUAUGUCAAAAUUACAACAAUAAUCAGCUUUUCAACUGUCAAUUUCAGAAAUUAUUCAAAAGACGUCACUGAAAAUAGACACUUGAAAAUAAGUCAUUUGUUAAAGAACAAAAACCAAUGAAGUAUGACGAGAUGAAACAAAGAAAUCCUCAGAUUCGCAAACGCUGUGCGUUUGUCAGACCUAUUUUUUAUUAUUUUAUAAGCAUCAGUCAACUAGGCAUUAAAGCAACUUACUGUAUAAAUUAUGCAGAGUUAUUUUCAUAUGUGACACAGUAUAAAACGCCAAGAGAGUUAAUACGAGUUGACCUCGGUCAAAAAUGCAAACUUUUUGAGUCCAUUUCUGCUAGUAGUAUGUUGAGCAUGUUAAGUAUUUUUAUAUCUGUACAUUUGGGCAAUGCAGUUUAGCAUUUUUGUUUUCAUACAGGUGUUGUUUUCUAAAAUCCAGUUGUAACAUCUUAAGUGCCUGUAAGUUUAAAAAAUAUAUCUGUAUAUUAUUUGUUUGUAAUCCUAAAACCACGAAUGCCUGCUUAACUCAUAAUCUAAUAGAGAUGAUUCCUAUACUUUGUAUGCAGUUCAUGAUGGUGAUGGAGAGAUUCCAGUGCCACUCACUUUUUAUACCUAAAGUUCAUGACUAGCCCUGUGCUUUUAAGGUUUUCAGGUGUUUAAUACAGCAUUAAUAUUUACAUCCAGCUUUCUUUGCAGAUGUAUAGCUUUAAGUGAACAAAUCCAAAGGGAACAUGUCAUUUGUAGCAUAAAGAAAUUUCGGUAAUGUACCCUUAACCUUCCUGUUUUAUAAGCAGUAUCAGUGAAGAGGAAUCUGUGCUACUUCUUCAUAUAUGCAAGGUAUUUUGGAUGUUGAAUCCAUUAUAUGUAUUGUGUGUAUAACUUUACAAUUAAGCAGUGUAUUAUUUUUAAUAUUAAUUAAUUGUAAUUCCUGCAAUGUAUGAAGUAAAACCUUUUGAAAAAGGGCUUUUGUAUAGAAAAUGUGACAAAAUAAAUGUUUUUACCUCUCCA